CACGGCGAGGAGCUGCUGGCGACGGAGCGCGACUUCAGCCGGCGCGGCCGCGUCAACUACAUGCUCGGCCGGAGGCUCGAGCUGCUCGCGCGCGUCGAGGCGCUCGCAAAGUCGCUCGACGUGCCCGCCGACGUUGGCUACACCUGCGAGACGGCGGGCUACUUCUUCAAGGCGACGGUCGCGCCGCGGUGGGAGGCGUUCGAGGCGGAGGCGCGGCGCGCGGGCGACGAGGAGGGGGCCGUCGAGCGCCACUUCCCCUUCUCCGACUUCUUCGCCGACACGCCCUCGCCGCUGUUUGCGCCCGCCGCCAGCGGCGCGGCGCACCUCGACGCGGCGCGCGGCGCGUGGCGGCACGUGGAGCUCGAGGAGUGCCGCGCCUUCGAGCUGCUCCGCUCCUCGUACGACCGCGGAAACUACCUGCUCACCAAGCACGCAAAGGCGGUGGCGGUGGUCGCGAUGACGUGCACGCACGCCGCCAUCAAGCGCAAGGAUUUGGUGAGCCUCGCGUUCCAGUACGACAACCUGGUCAUGGAGGAGGCGGCGCAGAUCAUGGAGGUCGAGGCCUUCAUCCCGAUGGUGCUGCAAAACCCGGACACCGCCACGGGCAAGUCGCGCCUCAAGCGGGUGCUGCUCAUCGGCGACCACCACCAGCUGCCGCCCGUCGUCAAGAACCUCGCCUUCCAAAAGUACUCGCGCCUCGACCAGUCGCUCUUCGCGCGGCUCGUGCGGCUCGGCGUGCCCGCGACGCAGCUCGAUUUCCAGGGCCGCGCGCGCCCCGCGAUCGCCAACCUCUACCGCUGGCGCUACACCUCGCUCGGCGACCUGCCCGGCGUGCUCGCGCCGGACGGGCCGCACGCGCUCGCCGUGCCGGGCUUCCGGCACGACUUUCAGCUCGUGCACGUCGCCGACCCGCAGGGGGUGGGCGAGUCGACCCCUCUGCCGCACUACGUCCAG
This is a messenger RNA of Emiliania huxleyi CCMP1516, 954 nucleotides long. RefSeq lists its product as hypothetical. The record is from RefSeq and is a predicted model, not a curated record. The annotation marks the transcript as partial. Gene Ontology annotation, cellular component: catalytic step 2 spliceosome. Gene Ontology annotation, molecular function: mRNA binding; helicase activity. The transcript has 4 exons. NCBI's taxonomy places the organism in Eukaryota, Haptophyta, Isochrysidales, Noelaerhabdaceae.